AUGGCGGAGGGCCCACAGCUGAAGAGGAAGCGGGAGGAGGAGGAGGGGGAGGAGGAGGCGGCCGGCGCCAGGCCGCACGACGGGGCCGGGGCCGCCGCCGCCCCCUUCCCGCUGGCGGAGCUGCGCCUGCGGAAGGUGCUGCGGGAGUCGGCGCGGGAGAAGGCCGUGUUCCUGCACGGGGAGGUGACCAAUGCCUCUGGAGAGGCCACAGAUGCUGUAAUCAUCCUGGAGAAGACUCCCUUCCAGGAGGAGAAGCUCUUGGAGCUGCUGAAGAAGCACACCAAGCUGGAGCUGCAGAUGCACAACGACAUUUACAGCACCUACCACCUCUAUCCUCCCCCAGAGCUCAGUGAGCUGAAGGCCACGGUGGUGUUCCCUGCCAGCCAGCAGCACCUGCAGAAGUACCUGCGGCAGGAGGUGUUCCUGGUCCGAGAGACCUGGCAGGACUACCAGGACAUCACCCUGCCCUUCCUGCAGGAGCAGAGCCUCAGCCUGCAGUGGGUGUACAACAUCCUGGAGAAGAAAGCUGAGGCUGAGAGAAUCAUCCACGAGAACCCAGACCCCUGCAACGGCUUCGUGCUGCUCCCAGACUUCAAGUGGAACCUGAGCCAGCUGGAGGAUCUCUACCUGAUCGCCCUGGUGCGGCGCCGAGACCUGCGCUCGCUGCGGGACCUCACUGCUGAGCACCUGCCCCUGCUGAGGACCAUCCUGACUGAAGGGCAGGAGGCCAUCCGCCGGCGCUUCGGCGUGCCGGCCUGCCGGCUCCGCGUCUUCCUGCACUACCAGCCCUCCUACCAGCACCUGCACGUCCACUUCACGGCGCUGGGGCUGGAGGCGGCGGGCAGCGGCGUGGAGAGGGCUCACCUGCUGCCCGACGUCAUCGACAACCUGCAGCUGCGGCCCCGCUACUACCAGCAGCGCGCGCUCAGCUUCCCGCUGCGCGCCGGCGAGCCGCUGCUGCAGCGCUUCCGCCAGGCCGGCCGCCUCCCGCCGCAAUAA
Messenger RNA from Dryobates pubescens (Downy woodpecker), 999 nucleotides. RefSeq names its product decapping enzyme, scavenger (gene DCPS). Lineage: Eukaryota; Metazoa; Chordata; Aves; Piciformes; Picidae. The record is from RefSeq and is a predicted model, not a curated record. Gene Ontology annotation, cellular component: nucleus; P-body. Gene Ontology annotation, molecular function: RNA 7-methylguanosine cap binding; hydrolase activity. Gene Ontology annotation, biological process: deadenylation-dependent decapping of nuclear-transcribed mRNA.